CUUACACUAUAUCUCUCCGCACACUACAUUGCAGUGAAGUGCAGCAUUGAGCGCAACGCAUGAUAUGUGAACGCUUAGAUGGGCUUUAUAUUUGAAUGGAGCAGAUACAUAGAUUAUCCGAGUGACAGAGGUUAAAUACCUCCUGGAUUAACUCUGCUUUAAUCGGAACAGACUACAGUAGCUCUACGGUGUGGUAUGAAUGUGAGCGGCUGUUAAACGCUACCUGUGAAAUGAUCGCUGUGUUCAAACCCCGACAGGUGAACUUGAAUGCAUUAGGUGCACAUUUGAAUGCGGCGGUUUUUGUUAAAUUGUCUCACUUAAACAGCCGUGAAGUCAGACUUGCUGAAGAAGCGUUUGGAAAGGUUAGAUGAAGCCUGCUAUUUAAACAGAUCUGCCUCGUUUGCCGCAACCUAAAAUACAGAAGAAACAGCUUCCUAUGGGCGAAGCGAGAGCUCGGUUCCCUUGCUGGACAUGGGCUCGUUGUCAAGGUAACAGCGUGUCAGAUCCCGAGCGGGAGAAACGAUGGGCAGAACUGUUCGAUCAACUGGAUCUGAAUAAAGACGGAAGGAUCGAUGUGAAUGAACUGCGCACUGGAUUAAACGCUUGGGGGAUCGUGCGCAGUGAGGUAGACGAGAUUGUACGUGAGAGUGACACCAAUCAUGAUGGCCAGCUGGACUUUAAGGAGUUCACGCAGUAUCUUUGCAAGCACGAGAAGGAGCUGAGCCUCAUGUUCUGCAGUCUGGAUCGCAACAACGAUGGUCAGAUAGAUGUUGCAGAAAUUCAGCUGUCAUUGCGCAGCCUCGGAGUGAAUGUAUCCACCGAGCAGGCCUCCAGAAUCCUGCAAAGCAUGGACAGAGACGGCACUAUGACCAUUGACUGGAAUGAGUGGCGGGACCACUUCCUGUUUAACCCUCUGCACAACAUGGAGGACAUCGCUCACUACUGGAAACACUCUCUGAUGUUGGACAUCGGGGAACAGCUGACCGUGCCGGAUGAUUUCUCAGAGAAAGAGCGACGCUCAGGUGUGGUGUGGAGGCAGCUGAUGGCCGGGGCAAUGGCCGGUGCUGUAUCCCGAACAGGAACAGCUCCCCUGGACCGCCUUAAAGUGUUCCUUCAGGUUCAUGGCUCUAGUGGGGUCAGUCUGUUUGGGGGUCUGCGUGGGAUGGUGCAGGAAGGGGGACUGAGGUCCCUCUGGAGAGGAAACGGAAUCAACGUUCUCAAAAUUGCCCCCGAAUCAGCUAUCAAAUUCAUGGCUUAUGAGCAGAUCAAAUGCCUGAUCAGAGGCAUUAAGGGUGGCGGAGCCUUGAGGGUUCAAGAACGGUUCGUUGCCGGAUCACUAGCGGGAGCUACAGCUCAGACCAUCAUCUACCCCAUGGAGGUGUUAAAGACUCGACUGACGCUCAGAAAGACAGGACAAUACUCUGGAAUGGCAGACUGUGCCAGGCAGAUGCUGCGUAAGGAAGGAGUGCGUGCAUUCUACAAAGGCUAUGUGCCCAACACACUUGGCAUUAUCCCGUAUGCUGGUAUUGAUCUGGCUGUCUAUGAGACUUUAAAGAACGCCUGGCUACAGCGGUACUGCAUGGGCUCGGCUGACCCUGGAGUUCUAGUUCUGCUUGGAUGUGGCACUGUGUCCAGCACUUGUGGACAGCUGGCUAGUUAUCCUCUUGCUCUUAUCCGCACACGCAUGCAGGCCCAGGCUUCGGCUGAUGGCGCUCCUCAGUUGUCUAUGGUUGGCCAGUUCAAGCAUAUUGUGUCCCAUGAAGGCGUCCCAGGACUUUACAGAGGCAUUGCCCCCAAUUUCCUUAAAGUCAUUCCUGCUGUUAGCAUCUCUUAUGUAGUUUAUGAGCAUAUGAUAAAAUCCCUGGGAGUUCUGAGAUCUUAAGAUAAGACAGGAUAAGAGUAAAAUACCAAAUCCUUAGGGUAACACAGAGGCCCAUUGAGACUACAACAGGACAAUGAAUGACCUAAAAACCUAUUCUACAUUGUACACAGUCUUUUUAUACUUUAAUAAUAAAUGAUUGUGCCGAGCCGUAGUCAUUAAUUUUAGAGGAUGUGUGACUGGCAGAUGAAGAUCUCAGGUUUAUGAAGAAUUAUUUCAACAAAACACACAGUUUCUUUGUUAUUUUAUUUUACAUGGAUUGUACUGUCAUUGCUCUGAUGAUGUCUUGUGAGAUCUAAAGCUAAGGAGUUCUUAAAAGCAAUCCCAUAUUAUCUGAAAUUCUGACUUGAGAAUGUUUGUGUUUUACUUCAUGUCUUAUCUCUAUUUAUGUUCAACAGGAUCUACUAGAUGUCCCUGUUUAAUGACAGGGAAUGGUGGGGAAAUAGGAUUACAGUAUUUUGAAAAGUUAACCAUUUAUUAAAAAUCCAGAUCAACCAAAGUUCAACUCAGAAAUUUAACCAAAAUAUUUUCAGAAUGUAUAUUAUCAUGAAUCAUGGAAUAUCAUGAAAAAGCGUCUUCUGUCCACCAUUUACCGCAAAUGGCAUGAAUGAUACAUUUUAAAUUUCGAGAAGGAUUUAAGGACGCAUACUGUAAAGGUCAGUGAGAAGUAUUGCUACAGUUUGGUGACUAAGGGAUUUUCACUUUCUAAAAUAUAUCUUAAAUGUCUAAACCUUUGUCUAAACAGACUCAUGGUUAUGACGUUGUUGCUGCUUUGCUACCUUUCUACAAGUUUAGCCUUUCUGAUAUUUAAUUACUCACUGUUAAGGUAUAGUGUGAGAUACUUUAUUAGUGUUAGAAAUAAUAAAAUGGUAGUGUUGUUGCCUUGAACAAUUUAGCAUUUUUUGGGCAUGUAUGGAAGAGAUGUGUUGUGGGAAUGUAAAGAAAUUUGGCUCAAAAUAAUUCAUAAUUUAUCUUUACAAAAAGGGCUCUUGACCCAUAUUGCAUGUUUUCAAUGGAAUUUGCUUGUCAAUUUGAAGAUAUUUUCUUUGGGACGCAUUUUUUAUAUCUGAAAUAUGCAAAGCACUGUUAAAUUUAAAGCUGACAAUAAUUUUGUGUUUUUCUAACAUAAAACAUCAAUACAUGAAUGAUGUGUUUCGUUACAAAAAUAUAUAUAUCAUUGUGUAAUACAUACAAUUACUGGAUGAGUUACAAGGGUGGGUCACUAUUUAUAAUAUGUUUCGCUGUGUAACGAAAUGAAAAAGAUUAAUUCUGAUAACAUCAGAUUUAUAUUAAAAAGCCUAAUAUAUACCAGUGGUACUGGAGGUCCAUCUACAUAGAGAGAUUACUAAAUUAAAACCAGUAGAUCAGAUUCAAGUGGAUUUAAUUGGAUCAAUGCACAAGUGGGAUUGAGUUCCAUUCCAUUUUCCAAUACUACAAAGUCCCCUAUUUGCACUUUUUAAACUUGUAUAGUAGUCAACUAAGAUGAAAUAAGUGAGUAUGGAUGUUGCAUCUAAUUAACCCAAAUGCAUUUUUGUGUACACUAUAUUGAGUACAAAUAGCCUACUGUUUGAAUGUAGAUGGUUGGGGAAAUGUAAAUCUCUAACUCUUAAUAAUCUUGAGAUUGUACUAUGCUUACUUUUAGAACUAUAGUUUCUUGCUUGAAUGCAUUGCAUUGAAAGUAGUGUGCCUUGACAUGCUGUAUUGACUUUCAAAGAUGUGCAUGCCCCUUUAAAU
Messenger RNA from Triplophysa dalaica, 3613 nucleotides. It is a transcript of the gene slc25a23b, whose product is annotated as solute carrier family 25 member 23b. The record is from RefSeq and is a predicted model, not a curated record. Gene Ontology annotation, biological process: transmembrane transport. Lineage: Eukaryota; Metazoa; Chordata; Actinopteri; Cypriniformes; Nemacheilidae. Bases 437 to 1882 code for a protein of 481 amino acids. Gene Ontology annotation, molecular function: ATP transmembrane transporter activity; calcium ion binding. The transcript is spliced from 10 exons.